Messenger RNA from Sturnus vulgaris (Common starling), 3020 nucleotides. The record is from RefSeq and is a predicted model, not a curated record. Lineage: Eukaryota; Metazoa; Chordata; Aves; Passeriformes; Sturnidae.
AUGGACCACUAUGAACUUGUAGCAAAAAGUAGAGCAGGGGCCUGUCUCUCAGUCACUCCAGCCAUAGGUCGCGUUUCUUCUUCAGUGACAUUUAGACUUGCAGAGCUCAAGUGCAGAGAGAAUGAAAUGGUGGUGGUUUUGAGAGUGUGCGUUGUCACUUGGGCUGUUGCUGUUCUUAUUUCUGUCCCUGGGGUAGUAUUUCACAAAACUCAGAAGGAAAGUUCAGGCUAUACUUGCAAUGCUCAUUAUCCAUCAGAGCAGAGAAAUGCAUGGAAGCAAUUCCUCACCUUAAAGAUGAACAUCCUGGGACUUCUUAUUCCAAUGCUCAUUAUGAUCUGCAGUUACACACAAAUUAUAAAGACGUUACUGCAAUGUAGGAAUGAGAAGAAACAUAAAGCAGUCAGGCUUAUUUUUCUUAUCAUGAUUAUCUACUUUUUUUUCUGGGCACCAUACAAUAUUUGCAUUCUCUUGCGUGAUUUUCAAGGUGCAUUUUCCAUCUCUACUUGUGAAGGGAAUGGUCAACUGCACAAAGCAAUUCAAGUGACGGAAACAAUCUCAAUGAUCCAUUGUUGUAUCAACCCUGUCAUUUAUGCCUUUGCUGGAGAAAAAUUUAGGAAAUACCUUCAAAGAUUUUUCCGAAAACAGAUUGCAGUCCACUUGUCGAAAUUCUGUCCUGUUUUCCAUGCUGAUACAGCUGAACGAGCGAGCUCCACCUACACGCAAUCUACUGGAGAACAAGAAGUUUCUGCUGCGUUGUAAGUUGUGUCUAGUGAAAAAAUGGAAUUGUGAGGUCAACUCUUUGAUGAAAGCCUGCUGAAUCUCUCCUGGAUAUUGUCUCUAAGGCAGCUGAAAAAGAAUAAUAAAAAAUAACAGAAUACAUAUUUACCAAAGUUUGCAUUUGCUCACAGACUUGGGUAUUUGUGAAAAGGAUGACUGAGGGCCUGAGCUAGCAGGAUAACAGGUUUUUUUAAGUGAACUAGAGGUUACAAGUUACACUGGUUCUUUGGAAACAUCUCUUGACUAUCUAAUACACAAGAUACCUCACUCAUUUAAACUCAGUCUCAGUCAUAUUUUUUACUGGUCUGUUUGUGUAUCUCUGUAAAUAAUGCUAAAUUACCAAGGUCUGUCAUAGAGCAUGGAAUGAAAACUUUUAUACACUUAGAAUGGACUCUGAUAUUUCAUGGUAUAUUUUCCUCUGUGUAUGGUUGAGUCCCAACCACUUAGAUCUUUCUCAUAAUAGUUCUAACUACUAGCGUCUAAUACCUGAGUGACUCUUGAGUUUGAUACUUCUGAAGGCCCUCUUUUACUCAUCUGCUGUUUUAUAUGCUACUCAUGUUAAAAAGACAAUGUAAUUGAGCUAUCAUUAAAAAACUAAUGUCCUAUAGCUGUUCAGAAAAUCCAUGUGGUAACUAUUUUAAAACUAAAGUAUUUCACAUGGAGCUUUAACCAGGUUGGAUCAAACGUGAUGAGUGCAUCAACAGUGUUUUAGCUUUUUGGUGCAGUGAUUUUGCUUGCCAUUUUUGUAGCUUAUAUAAGAGAAAAGCUUAAAAAAAAUAAUGAAUGCAGGCAUAAUGGCUGCCAAACCUCAACAGUGUUAGAGGUGUGAAAAUGAUUUCUGAACUGGAUUGACACAGAUGUUUUUAGAAAUAAGUGUAUGUCAUAAACAUUUAAAUUAACAAAACAUCUGAAUAAGUAAAAAUACUAGAGUCAAGGUCAUAGAGCAUCGCUCUUUUGUUUUAGAAGCUGGUAUCAUAUGGGGGACUUUGACAAUGGGGUUUUUUGCCAUUCAGAAGUUUUACAGAGAGCCAAAGCUUCCAUAAUUAGUAAGACUGGUGGUUAAAUGUGACUCUCCAUAAAAAUCAAAACCUGGAAAGCAUGUGAACACACAGAAAACGUGAAAUAGAUAUUGGGCUACUCAGGUGCUUAAGAACAUACCAUAAUAACUCAAUUAAUUCGGGCCAAGUUCUCCUUCCAACAGUUUUUAUAUUUCCCCUAAGACAUAUGGUAUUGGACAACUUUGGAGACUGGAAAUAAAAAGUGAAUAUUCUGUUUGCUGUUCCUAUCCAGAAGGGCAAUUUCUGUUUCCCAACUUCUCUAGACAGCCUUUUAAAUAAUAUUUUCAAAGAAGAAAAUGUUUCAAAAAGUCUCCAAGAAAUUUUACAGUGGGAAGUGCUUGUGAAAGCAGGAAGUGAAACAGGGAAAUCUUUACUUAUCAAACCACUUGUUUUGAGUUGUUUGUUUUGUCAUAUUAAGCACCAUUUUGGAACUACAUCCAUAUGGGAAGUGUAACAGAAGUAUACCACACCUUCUCAUUUAUAAGAUUUUCAGCUGCACACUCUUCUUAAAGGCCCUGUGCAUCAAUUACUUUCUGGACUUUGUAUAUGCUUUUAAAACGGGUAAAUAUAUCAGCAUAAUAACAAAUACACACCUUCUAGUCAGGCUUUUUUUUUUUUUUUUUUUUUUUUUCUUAUCGAAUAUACCUAUAAAAACAAUUUUAUAUUUUAUUCUGCUCUUGACAAGAACUUUUGCUUGGUCUUGAAAACACCUUGCCUUUAGGAAACUACUUUCUCUGGAGGGCUUUGAUGCCAGACACAGUAAUGCAUCUUUCUCAGCCCUUCAGGAGCAAAGCACAACAACAAAACGUGCAUGGGCACACUGACAAACUUUCUGAGAGGCAUGUCAAAACUGCUCUGAUCCUUCUACAGCGUGGACCUCUAAUCAUGGAUCUUUCUAAGUAACAAGCAGCUUCUGGAGGAAAGAGGUGGAAGUGAGAUUGGUGGCCCAGUGCAUCGGCAGCUUAUCAAGAGUUUCCAUCACUUUGCUGGAAAGGGAUCACACUUCAGCACAUGAAAACAAGUAAUAUUUCAGCUACUGCAAUCAACUGUGAUCCACAUUCAAGGAGACAAUUGAAAACACAGUAUUUGGUUGCAUUGCUGGUACAUUCAAUUUAGGACUCUGCCAAUAACUGUAAUAAUAUUUUGUAUUAUAACAUCCAUUAAAGCUGGUUAACAUUUUUGUUA